AUGGUUUCCUGCUGUAGCAUGGCAGGCAAGGUGGCGAGCUGCGCCGGCGCGCCGGUGGCCUUCACGGCGAAGGCGGCUGUCUCGUCUACUCCUACGCAGAUUUCCUCUCCUUUUGGAAACAGCCUGGAGGCGGCCGAGCAGUUGUCAUAUAGAGAGAUGAUCGGUGGCGCCGCCAACGCGGAGGUCUCUGGCCUCGGUAUCGUUGACUUUCUCAGGGGAAAGUGCCUUCUUGUGACCGGCGGCACAGGCUUCCUUGGCAAAGGUCGCCGUGCUCUCUUUCUCUGUCUGUCCUUCCGUCUAUCUAUCCUCUCUCAGUAGAUUUCAUCCAUGCUUUAACCUUCUUCUUUUCCUCCAGUUCUCAUCGAGAAGAUCCUCCGAGUUGCACCAGACGUCGGCAAUAUCUACUUGCUCAUCCAGGCUAAGAACAAAGAAGCUGCAAUGCGUAGACUCAAGUCUGAGGUAUGUACUCCACGCAAAUAUCAGAGUCUCUCUCUCUCUCUCUCUCUCUAAUUUGUCUAGUUUUCCUCUCUUUCAGGUCAUCAACUCCGAACUGUUCAGGCUCCUCCGGGAAAUCCAUGGCGAGGGCUACCAAGCUUUCAUGGAGCAGAAGCUGGUUCCCGUUGCCGGAAACGUCAGGCAACCCGACCUCGGAAUCUCGCUGGAGUCGAUCGACGAGAUCGUCGCCGCCGUCGAUAUCAUCGUCAACUCGGCUGCGAACACCACCUUCGACGAAAGGUAGAAAUAACAGCACGAUAUCAGAAUCUAUGAUGGUAGUCAUAAACCUAUCGUUCAAUCUUCUCGUUGAGUCUAUAAACCUCCUCAAAUACCCCGCUGAUUCUCUUCCACAGAUACGACGUUGCGCUGGAUAUAAACACAGUCGGUCCGUGCAGACUGAUGAGCUUGGCGAGGAGGUGCGAGAAAGUCGAGCUCUUCCUCCAAGUCUCCACAGGUGACUUCUCAGAAAGUCAAAUCCCCCGGUCCAGCUCUCCUCCCUCCCAUCUCACCUCUCUCUCGGUGCAGCCUACGUGAAUGGGCAGAGGCGAGGCAAGAUCCUCGAGAAGCCCUUCUCCAUGGGGGACACCAUCGCCUCGGAGAUGGUCGACACGCCGAAGUCAACUCCGAAGCUCGACGUCAAAGCAGAGCUAAGGCUGGCCGCCGAGUCCGCGGCGGCGACUUUUCCGGUCAACGAUCUGGCUCAGGAGAUGAAAAACCUGGGGCUGGAGAGGUGAGGCGCUCGUAUUCUUCCCGUCUUAUCUGCGGGUUUAGGGUUUCUGAGAGGAGAGCUUUCUGGACAGGGCGAGGAUCCACGGAUGGCAGGACACGUACGCCUUCACCAAGGCCAUGGGGGAGAUGGUCGUUAACAGCAUGAGAGGAGAUAUUCCCGUCGUCACCAUCCGCCCCAGCGUCAUUGAGAGUACUUACAGAGAACCCUUCCCCGGGUGGAUGGAAGGAAACAGGUCUCUACUCACUGGGACAACAUCUCUCUCUCUCUAUCGUCAGCGUUGACAGAGAAACUUCCUCUCCGCUUGUCCACAGGAUGAUGGACCCAAUCAUUCUCUACUACGGGAAGGGGCAGCUGACCGGAUUUCUCGCUGACCCAGAAGGAGUUCUCGACGUCGUAAGAGCUCAAUUGAAACCACGUUCUCUCUUUCUCUCUCUCUCUCUCUCUCUCUCUCUCUCUCCUACCCUCUCUCUUCAUCCCGCGCAGGUUCCGGCGGACAUGGUGGUCAACGCCAUGCUGGCGACCAUGGCGAAGCACGGCGGGGGGAGAGGCCCAGGGGUGCACGUCUACCACAUGGCAUCAUCAGUAGUCAACCCUCUGGUCUUCAGCGAGCUCGCGGCGUCCCUCUUCGACCACUUCAGCGCCUCCCCUUACGUGGACGCCACGGGGCGGCAGAUUCAAGUCGACAGGAUCAAGCUCUUCCUCGACGCCGACGACUUCUCCUCUCACAUGGCGGCGGACGCCGCCGACAGGAGUCAACGGGCGGCGCUGAAAUCCUCCUCCCACUCGGAAGCCCUCUCCCUCAGGCUCAAGCACAUAUCCAAGAAGUCUCUGGCGCAGGCCGAUCACUUGGCCAAAAUUUACAGCCCCUACACAUUCUACGCCGGAAGGUGAGAGAAGAGGAAAUGGGAGUUUUUUUGACUUUUUGACGCGGAAAUGAGUGACGUGGAGAUUGACCGAAUGUAAACGUUGACUCCGUGGGAGCACGCAGGUUUGACAACACGAACACCACCAAGUUGCUGGAGGAGAUGUCCGAGGAGGAGAGGAGGGCAUUCGGCUUCGACGUGGGGGCAGUCCGGUGGAAGGACUACAUCUCCACCGUCCACAUCCCCGGGCUCAGGCGGCACGUGAUGAAAGGCAGAGGGGGCCAGGUCAGCGGAUGA
Molecule: messenger RNA, 2385 nt
Organism: Spirodela intermedia
Lineage: Eukaryota; Viridiplantae; Streptophyta; Magnoliopsida; Alismatales; Araceae
Source: the annotation of a GenBank genome assembly